UUAGGUGGAGUUUGAAAUGUUGACUCGUUAAAUUGUGUCCUGUAUUGACGCGGCGGCCUGCUGAAAAGUUGUGCGACAUGAGCUGGGCAGUAGAGGAGUGGAAGGAUGGCCUUCCAGCGAAAGCCCUGCAGAAGAUCCUGGAGAUAGAGGGCCAGCUAGACAAACUGAAGAAGGAGAGGACUCAAAAACAGUUUCAGCUGGACUCACUGGAAGCUGCCCUGCAAAAACAGAAGCAAAAGGUGGACAGUGAGCGAAGCGAUGCGUCUCAUCUUAAAAGGGAGAACCAGACGCUGCUGGAGUCAUGUGACUCUUUGGAGAAGUCCCGCCAGAAAGUUGUCCAUGACCUGGGGAUCAAGGAGCAGCAGGUUAGCUACCUGGAUGGCCAGCUCAGCGCCUCCAAGAGAACCAUAGAGCGACUGGAACAGGAGCUCAAAAAGUACAAGAAUGAGUCGGAUCGUUCCUCCUCCUCGUCUUCGCUGUCGUCGUCAUCGUGCUCUGAGCUGCAGGCCUAUGCUACUCCUUUGAAGAGCUUUCCUGCACCAAGCGCCACACCAGGAUACAGACAGCAAGACAACAGGCUGGAGGAGCUCCAGGGGAAAUACAGCCAUGAGGUGGAGGAGAGGAAGAGGCUGGAAACUGAACUCAAAGUGCUACAGGUUAAGAUGUUGAGUCAGUCCUCAACCACCGUCAGUCACAAAGAUAUAGCUGCCCGUCAGCAGGCCGGCUCCUCCAUAUUCCCAUGGCAGAAGUCGGACCAACCCCAGAGCCGGCCGUCCCAGGUUCCUUUGGAUACGCCCAUAAAGAGAUGCGGCGGGGGCGGUUCUUCCCUUUGGGAUGCACACGAUGAGACGCCAAUCAAACCCAGCCAGCGAAUGAGCUCUUCCGCUGUGGCACAGAGUCCGGCUGGUUCCUCCGACCAGAUGAAGCAACUGAAGGCUCUAAACCAAGAGCUGCGUGGCUGCAUGUCCGAGCUGGAGAGGAAUCUAGCCUCCCAGGAAAAGGAGAUUCGUGGUCAGAGCUCCCGGCUCCAGGAGCUGCAGAUCCAACUGGACCAGAGCCGCAGAGAGCUGGUGGAUCGGGACCGGGAUCUGGCUAAGACCCGCCAUGAGCUCACCCAGGCUUCAGCCAAACACCAGCAGUCCGAGGACAAGUGUUCGUCUCUGGAGCUGAAGCUCAAGCAGGUCACGGAGGAGAUGGGUUGCCAGAGGCACAAUGCUGAGAGCUGCAAACGUGCCCUGGAGCAAAAGAUCAAGGACCAGGAAAGGACCAAUCAGAAGGAGCUAGCACAACUGCAGAGUUCCCAGCAUGCAUUGGAACAGACACUGAACCAGACCAAAUCCAAGCUGACCCAGGAGAUCCAACAGGCCAAGAAGGACCACAACAUGCUAGAGGCUGAAAUGGAGAAGGUGGGCCACCAGAAGAGUCAGAUGCAGCGGGACGUGGAGGAGCACAGGCAGAAGCUGCUGAGGUCCGAACAAGGUCUCCAGACCAGCCAGGGCAAGGAGCAGGACCUCCGCAAGAAGAUGGAGGAGCUGCUCAAGGAGAAGAACAGCGUGUCAGUUCAGCUGGACCAGGGCAGCAGGCGGCUGUCUCAGCUGGAGGAGGAGAAGAAGAGCUCGGAGCAGAGCUUCAAGCGCACCCAAGGCCUGCUGGACGACAUGAAGGCUAAAUGGGAGGCGCAGACUGAGGAGGUGAAGGGGCUGAAAUGUAAGCUGGAGCAGCAGACUCAGUCCUCCAGCAAGGAGCUGGACAACCUGAGGAAGACUCUCUCAGAUGCUGAGGCCAAAACCAACAGCUCUCAGAGCGAGCUCCAGAAACAGAAGAGGGAGACGGAGCAGCUGAGCGACCGGCUGGCCGUCCUGGAGAAAGAGGGCCAGGCGCUGGGCGCCAGCCUGGCCUCCAGCCAGCGGGAGUGCACCGAGCAGCGGCUGGAGCACCAGGCUCUGCUGGCCUGGAAGGCCGAGAAGGAGGCCCUGAUCGACCAGACGGAGGCUGUGCAGGGUGUUCUCCGUGAGAACAUCAGCGGCCUGGAGAGCGCCAUCUCCCAGCUGAACAAGGACCACGACGAGCUGAAGGGCCAGCUGAGCGGGGUGGAGGCGCAGCGCGCCGGCCUGUCGGCCCAGAUCGACUCCCUGAAGGGGGAGCUCCUCAACAAGAGCACCGAGCUGGAGGUGAGGGAGCGGCAGUACGAGGACGCCCAGGCCCAGCUCUCUGAGGCAGGACAGAAACACGCCAAAGACCUGGACAACAUCGGUGUCCAGGUAGCACUGCUCCAGGAACAGGUGGGGGCGCUGGAGGCGCGGCUGCAGCAGGAGGCCGGCCGGGCCGACCGGGCGGAGGUGUCCCGCGCCCAGCUCCAGGAGCAGCACCAGACCACCUGCGACCUGCUCCUGUCCAAGGAGCAGAUGCUGGAGCUGGGCCAGGCCGAGGCCAGCCAGCUGCGAGACAGCCUGGCCCUGGCCAGCGAGCAGCAGGACGCCCAGCACCGCAGGUUAAUGGAGGAGAAGUUGUCCAUGCAGAGUCGGUGUGAGGAGGCUGUCGCGGAGAAGGCAGAGGAGGCUGAACAGGCUAAACUGGAGCUGAUCAAGAUCCAACAGGACCUGAUGCUCUCUGAGGAUAAGAUCUCGUCUCUGCAAUCUGCCUUGAAGAUCCAGAAGAGCCUUGGAGCCGGCCUUCAGGGUCAGAUCGACACUCUGUCGGCCGCGGAAAAGGAGCAGAAGCAGGCCCUGAACGCUACGUCAGAAACUCUCAAACAGACCAGGCAGGAGGUCAAAGCCCUGCAGAGCCAAGCAGAAGACAAGGAGAAACUGCUCCUUGACGCGGAGCAUAAGAUCACAGCGCUGGAGGAACAAACUGCUGCUUUGGAAACCAAGGCUGGGGAAUUGAAGGCUGAAGCAGAGAACCUACAGCACACUCACACAGAGGAGAGAGACGGGCUGCGGGCUCAGCUGACUGCCCUGUCGGAGGAGGUGACCAGAAGCAGAGCGCUGGCGGAGCAGCUGCCCGCGUUGAAGGCCGAGCUAGAGGCGGCCAAACAGUCCUGCGGCUCUCUGCAGAACGCUCUGGAGGCCGCGCAGGAGAGCCACGUGCCCUGCGCCGAGAACGCCGCCGGGCUGGAGAGGAGCCUGGCCGAGACCGCCGGCCUCCUCGGGCCCCUGGAGAGCCAGCUCCGGGAGCUCUCCGAGGGGAGGGCCCGGCAGGAGGAGUGCCACGUGCGGGAGAUGGAGGGCUUCCUCCACAAACAGAAGGCCCUCAAGGAGCAGCUGGCGGCGUCCAGGGAGGCGGAGCGAGCGGCGACGGAGGAGCUGGCGGCUCGCCGGGAGCAGGUGGCCAACAUGAAGCGCAGCCUGUCGGCGGCGUCCGCCGGGCUCCAGGAGCAAGACGGCGCCGUCAAAGGCCUCAAGGAGAGGCUGAACCGCGCCGAGGCGGAACACACCAAAGCCUCGGUCUCGCUGAAGGAGAAGACGGUCGCCAUGGAUAAAAUCAAGGUGCUGAUGGAGAUGCUGCAGAUGGACCUGGAGGACACAGAGACGGCCAGGACCUCCUUCGACGGUCAGGUGGAGGAGCUGAAAGGAACCAUAGCUCUGCUGGAGAGCCAGAAGACUGACCUGGAAGUCAGGCUGGAGGAUAGUCAAGCUCAGGUGUCUGUGCUGGAGACCCGUCUGGAGGAAGUACAGUCCAGCAACGCCACGCUGGAGUGCCAGUACGAGACGGCCCAGGAGCAUCUACUGGAGUGGAGCGACCGCGGCCCUCACACGGAGGAGGGCGUGUCCGACCUAUUGAGCGAUUGCUAUCAGCAAUUAGAGAAAUCCGAGAUCUUGUCCAAAAUAGUUAACAAAGAGAAAGAAAUACUGGUUGAGGAUGUCAGUGUUUUAGAAGCACGAAACGAGGAGCUGUUGACCAACUCCUCUAUCCUUGAGAGCAGGUUUCAACUAAUAUUAAGAUCGUACCGGGCGGCUCAAUUUUUUUUGAACAAGGUCAAUCAAGAGUUUGGCCAGCUACAUGUUGCCUAUGAGCAGAUGUCGGGAGAGACGGCCAGCCUGGAAUCUGAAAUUCACGAGCUCCACAAGAAGAGGAAAAUCUCUGACAGGCUUUUGAGUCGGGCUGACUCGUUGCAACGAGGACUUCAACGUGCCACUGAAGAUAAUUUUGAAAUGGCUAUCAAACUUCAAUGUUUGACUGAAGCAAAGGUUUUGGCAGAAGCUAAACUCAGCAAUCAGUUAAUUCAAGUAAAGGCAGAAGUGAAACUGACUGAGGACGAGGCACAGAUUCCGGACCUGAACAAGGUAUAUGAUGAGAACAAGGAGUUGGAGACCAGCUUGAACCGACUGGCAGAAGAGCGGCUUCAGUUGGAGAGCGCCAUAAGACUGCUGACCGGGGACAAAGUCCAACGGCAAACCAGUCUCGACCUUCUUACCGAGGAGAAACGCCAAUUGCACGCUAGCAUGGAUCCUGCGCAGCUAAUGAACCCUGCAAACGAAGAGUCUCGGCAGCCCCGGGACGCUGUCCGGCGCUUGGCGGAGAGGAACCAGGAGAUCAAGAAGAAAAUUGAUUGUCGCGACUUUAGAGGCAGGCAGUUUGAGUCUGCACAGGCAGAGCUGCACGAGAAGACAUCUGGGCUGCAGAAGGAACUGGUGCUGUUCAAAGAGCAGUAUGCUGCUCUGCUGGAGAAGGCGGACCAGCAGCACAGGGUCAUCCAGCAGCUCUCUGAGACCCAGGGGAGUCCCGGCUGCAUGGACACAGCCUCGCCAUCGCACGGUGACCAGCAGGUGGUUGGACACAUUCAACCUGCUUCUUGCCAGCCUGAUGAAAUGGAGUCCAGUAUGGAAGCACCUGCAGAGCAGCACUCCACCAUGGCUGCUCCGGAUGCAGACCAGGAUGAACCGCCAAACCGUCCUGUCGACACCGCCAGGAGGUCGUUCCACCACGAGCUGCCGUGCCGUGGGGUGGCGGAGGCCCGCUGCCCCUCCGCUGCGGCCACAGCGUGUGGAGGGGACCUGGCCCGGGGCCAGCAGAGCUCUGAGCCGGCCACGGAGGAAGUGAUGGAGCCCUGCUCCCCGCCGCCGAACAUGAACCAGGGCCAGGUGCUGAUGGAGAUGCUGCAGAUGGACCUGGAGGACACAGAGACGGCCAGCACCUCCUUCGACGGUCAGGUGGAGGAGCUGAAAGGAACCAUAGCUCUGCUGGAGAGACAGAAGACUGACCUGGAAGUCAGGCUGGAGGAUAGUCAAGCUCAGGUGUCUGUGCUGGAGACCCGUCUGGAGGAAGUACAGUCCAGCAACGCUACGCUGGAGAGCCAGUACGAGACGGCCCAGGAGCAUCUACUGGAGUGGAGCGACCGCGGCCCUCACACGGAGGAGGGCGUGUCCGACCUAUUGAGCGAUUGCUAUCAGCAAUUAGAGAAAUCCGAGAUCUUGUCCAAAAUAGUUAACAAAGAGAAAGAAAUGAUGGUUGAGGAUGUCAGUGUUUUAGAAGCACGAAACGAGGAGCUGUUGACCAACUCCUCUAUCCUUGAGAGCAGGUUUCAACCAAUGUUAAGAUCGUACCGGGCGGCUCAUUCUUUUUUGAACAAGGUCAAUCAAGAGUUUGGCCAGCUACAUGUUGCCUAUGAGCAGAUGGUGGAAGAGACGGCCAGGCUGGAAGCUGAAAUUCACGGGCUCCACGAGGAGAGGAAAAUCUCAGACAGGCUUGCGAUUCGGGCUGACUCGUCAAAAGAAGCCUUUAUGGGUUUUUUCCUCAAAUUUGUAGAGAUAACCGCAAAAAAUGUUAAAAUGAAACAAAGAAUUCAACGUGCCACUGAAGAAAAUAUUGAAAUGGCUGCCAAACUUCAACAUUUGACCGAAGAAAGGGUUUGGGCAGAAGCUAAACUGCAUCAGUUAAUUGAAGAAAAGGCAGAAGCGAAACUGACUGAGGACGAGGCACAGAUUCCGGAGCUGACCAAGGUAUCUGAUCAGAACAAGGAGUUGGAGACCAGCUUGAAACGACUGGCAGAAGAGCGGCUUCAGUUGGAGAGCGCCAUAAGACUGCUGACCGGGGACAAUGUCCAACGGCAAACCAGUCUCGACCUUCUUACCGAGGAGAAACGCCAAUUACACGCUAGCAUGGAUCCUGCGCAGCUAAUGGCCCCUGCAAACGAAGAGUCUCGGCAGCACCGGGACGCUGUCCGGCGCUUGGCGGAGAGGAACCAGGAGAUCAAGAAGUUAAUUGAUAGUCGUGACUUUAGAGGCAGGCAGUUUGAGUCUGAACGAGAGCUGCACGAGAAGACAUCUGGGCUGCAGAAGGAACUGGUGCUGUUCAAAGAGCAGUAUGCUGCUCUGCUGGAGAAGGUGGACCAGCAGCACAGGGUCAUCCAGCAGCUCUCUGAGACCCAGGGGAGUCCCGGCUGCAUGGACACAGCCUCUCCAUCGCACGGUGACCAGCAGGUGGUUGGACACAUUCAACCUGCUUCUUGCCAGCCUGAUGAAAUGGAGUCCAGUAUGGAAGCACCUGCAGAGCAGCACUCCACCAUGGCUGCUCCGGAUGCAGACCAGGAUGAACCGCCAAACCGUCCUGUCGACACCGCCAGGAGGUCGUUCCACCACGAGCAGCCGUGCCGUGGGGUGGCGGAGGCCCGCUGCCCCUCCGCUGCGGCGUGUGGAGGGGACCUGGCCCGGGGCCAGCAGAGCUCUGAGCCGGCCGCGGAGGAAGAGAUGGAGCCCUGCUCCCCGCCGCCGAACAUGAACCAGGGCCAGGUGAGCGUGGGUCCUUCUACUGAGCAGGAAGUCUUCUUUGGUCUUCUGGUUCUUCGAGAGGAGGCAGGGGAAGUAUCUGUCCUCAAGCCUGAAAUCUCUGCUCCGUCUCCAGCAUCCUCCCCUGAGGAUGAAGGCCCCAAGAUGAACCUCCCUGACCCACACCAGCUUCAAGCUGAUCUGGACGAGAGCCGGGACAAGAUGAGGCUCCUGGAAGAGGAACUCCAGAGCCUCCGCUCCGAGGUCCUCCUGCUGACCUCUGACCUCUCGCUGAGGAAGGAGCUGUCCUCCGAGCUGCAGGGCAAAGUGGACCAGCUGGAGCUGAAGCUCCGGGCGUCCGAGGUCCAGGGUGGCGGCACCGCCGGGAAGCUCACCCUCACCCUGCAAGAGAGCCGAGGCUUUGAGAAGCAGGUGUUCCAGCUGUCGGAGGAGAGGGACGCGUUAACGCUGCAACUGCAGACCGCCAAAGAACAACUGGUGGAUAUCAUGCAGAUGAUGGAGGGAAUGGAGAUGGCCAAAGGUGGCUGGGACGAGAAGUUCCUCCAGCAGGAGAGUGAGCUGAGGAGGGUGCGCUCUGAGAAGGCCAACCUGGAGCAGCACAUCCUGGGCAUGGAGAGCGAGCUGGAUGCCCUGCAGGAGCACCGCGGCACCCUGGAGAGAGUCCUGGAGACCCAGCGGAGGGCCUGCUCCGGCCUCGAGCUGCAGAUCGACACGCUCAGGACAGAGAGCACCCAGCUGAGGGCGGAGCUGGUGUCCUGCACCGAGGAGAGGGACGAGGCGAGCCGGGCCGCCGGCCGCUGGAGGGAGGAGGUCCACAGGCUGGAGAAGACCAACGUCGACACCAGACAGCUCAUCUCCAUCCUGGAGGAGGACCUCAGGGCGGGCCGGAGGGAGUACGAAGCCCUGCAGAGCAACGCGGAGAGACUGGACGGCGAGAAGCAACAGUUGCGCGGGCAGGUGGGGGCGUUGGAGCAGGAGCUCUGUGAGCAUCGGGGCCAGAGGGAGGAGCUCCUGGGCCAGCUCGACCGGGUCACUGAGGACCAGAGCUCGGCCUGCCACAACUCUGAGUCCAUGGCCUCCAAGAUACAGGCUCUGGAGGCAGAUCUGAGUCGUAUGACCCAGUCCCUGGAGUCCUCCCUGCUGGAGAAGGGCGAGAUAGCGUCCCGCCUCAACUCCACCCAGGGCGAGGUCCAGAACAUGAGGAGCGGCAUCGAGAAGCUCCAGGUCCGCAUCGAGUCGGACGAGAGGAAGAAGAAGAAGAUCGGAGAGCUGCUGAAAGAUGCCCAGAGGAAGUCUGACUCGCUGCAGGAUCGCAUCGAUGCCCUGGAGAGGGAGAAGGAAGGCACGGAGCAGAGUCUGGAAGAGGCUGUGAUCCAGGCGGAGAUCGCUAAAGCUGAGAUCGAGGAACUCGAGGACGAGAGGAAAAAGGUGGAGGAGGAGAAGAGCUCCCUGGGCGAGAAGCUGUCGGCUCUGGCGGCGGAGCUGGACCACCUCAGGCAGGAAAAGGAGGCCAUGGAGGGGGAGCUGGAGGCCAAAAGCAGGGUCAUAGAGGAGCUGAGGGCGGCCAAGGAGGAGCUGGAGCGGGGCAUGGAGAGGGCCGAGACGGGGAGGAGAGAAGAGCAGGAGAGACAGAGGUCCGUGGUGGAGGGGAUGGAGCGCGAGGCGGAGUCAGAGCGGGCGGAGGCCCUGGAGAAGUGGUCCAGGGAGAGGCAGGCGCUUGAAGCCCGCGUGAGCAAGCUGGAGGAGGAGCUCAGGGGUCUCCACAGCGGUUUGGCGGAGGCCGAGGCGGAGUGGGCGAGGAGGGAACAGGAGAGCGACGGCAGGGGGACUGAAGAGAGGGAUGCCCUGAGGCGCACCAUCUCCUCUCUGGAGGGGGAGGCGUCGGUGCUCGCUGAGGAGAACCAGAGAGCGUCCGCGAAGCUGUCCUCCCUGGAGGAGGAGAAGGAGAAGCUCAUCUCCAGCCUCGCCUCGCUGGAGAACGAAAAGGAGAGUGCGAACGCAGCCCUUGCUCUGUCGCAGACAGAGAAGACCCGACUAGAGGAGGAGAAGGAAGCCCUGCGCUCGAGCCUUUCCUCCCUGGAGGCCGAGCGGGACAGACUCACCGGUGAACAGCAGGAUCUCCAGGCUACCCUCUCCUCCCUGGAGGCAGAGCUGGAGACAUGCAGGCAGUCCUUGUCUCAGGCCACUCAGCAGGUGUCGGAGCUCAGCGGGCAGGUCGGCGCCCUCGCCGAGGGGAGGGACUCUGCCCUCAGCAAGAUGAACCUGUGGAUGAAGACCUGCCAACAGUUGCAGCAGGAGAAGGAGACGCUGGAGCAGAGCUCUGGCGCUGGCAGCGGCACCGAGGCGUCUGCCCACGGAGAGGAGGCCAGACUCCUGGCGGAGCAGCGGCAGGCGGCGGUGACGGCGGAGCUGGAGACCACCAGGAAGGAGCUGGAGGCCGUGACGGCGGAUCUGGAGACCACCAGGAAGGAGCUGGAGGAGGCGACGGCGGAGCUGGAGGAGCGCAGCCGGGAGGCGGACGAGAGCCUGGACAAGUACUGCAGCCUGAUGGUGCAGGUCCACAAGCUGGAGGAGGCCAACGAGACGCUGAGCGCCCGCCUGCAGCGCGGCACCGCUCCCGCCCCCGCCCCCGCCACGGCCGCCCCCGCCCCCGCCACGGCCACCCCCGCCCCCGCCACGGCCACCCCCGCCCCCGCCGCCGUCACCACCCCCACUCCCACCAAGAGGCUGUCCAGGAGGCUCUCCAAGCGGCAGGAAGUCGCCCCGGAGGUCGACGCGGAGAACCCCGCCCCUUCCCCGGUGCUCCCCGGGAGCCCGGCCCGCGCCCUGUCGCUGGGCAAGCGCCUCCACCUGGCCAACAGAGACGCGGCGGCGCGCACCCCCGCCAAGGCCCAGGAGGCCCUGUACAACCUGACCAAGAGGAUCAAGGCCGGCGUCGCCACGCCCAAACCAGGAGGCCCCCAGGACGAGGAGUUCAGGCCCGAGGGGCUGCCCGAGCUGGUGCAGAGAGGCUUUGCUGAUAUCCCAAUGGGCGAGGCCAGCCCCUUCAUCAUGAGGAGGACCACCGCCAAGCGCCGCAGCUCUCGGCUCUCCUCCAGACGCACCCCCGCGGCUGCAGACGGCACCGUGACCCAGUCCCCGGUGGCCGACGGCAAGGUAUCGGGGCACCUCUCCCUGACGAGUCCGACCGUUGCCGCGGUGACCCCCGCGGGCAGCCCAGCGGGCCGGGCCGGGCGCCGGUCGCUGAGCCUGCAGAAGACCCCGGAGCAGCGGGAGAAGCGUCGGGAGGCGCUGAGGGAACAGGCACAGCAAGGGGAGAACUGCCAAGUGCAGUAGGCGCUCCCGCUCCACCAGCUCACUCUUUCCUCUCUGCCCUCUGAUAAUCGUGUGUGUGUGUGUGUGUGUGUGUGUGUGUGUGUGUGUGUGUGUGUGUGUGUGUGUGUGUGUGUGUGUGUGUGUGUGUGUGUGUGUGUGUGUGUGUGUGUGUGUACCAUGGCGUGCGCACUAGUGCGUUCACGGCCUGUUGGUGAUGGUUGAAGCCCUAUUCGGGUUUUGAAUGUAAAGAGUCCUGAUUGGGUAUCCUGUACCUGGACGUGUGUCAUCGGCUGUGGCUCAAAACUGCGCUCCCAUUUAGUUCUUGGAGUUGCUGCCAGACGCUUAUUCGUGCCGUCUGUGAAGGCACGUCUGUCUGUAAAUGCACGUCUGUCUGUAAAUCCGCUGUUCCUCCAGCAUUGUAUAUAUCGAAAUAUCAGUAAAUGCCUAAUUACGCCAACCACCCGUUUACUAAUGGCAGCUAGCUUUUAAUCACUUUUACUGGAAUACAUUUUAUAUCAUUUUAGUCUUUUUGUUUUUUCCUCCCGAUCAGAAAGUGGUUGUACGUUACCGCAGUCAUUUUUAAAUUAAAUUUUCUCCUCUUAACUUUGUUCCUCUGCUCUUCAGAGUUUGUUAGUUGUGUGUCUAUAUCUAUUAGUUUAUCUUUCUAUUAGUUUGCGGAGUCAUGCAUUGGCCCUGGCUUAUUCCAAAACUGCUUUUUCUAACUAAAUUUUGUACCUGA
Molecule: messenger RNA, 10782 nt
Organism: Gadus macrocephalus (Pacific cod)
Lineage: Eukaryota; Metazoa; Chordata; Actinopteri; Gadiformes; Gadidae
Gene: cenpf
Product: centromere protein F
Exons: 43
Coding region: 78-10064 (3328 amino acids)
Biological process (GO): mitotic cell cycle; metaphase chromosome alignment; regulation of G2/M transition of mitotic cell cycle
Cellular component (GO): chromosome, centromeric region; nucleus; spindle pole
Molecular function (GO): microtubule binding; protein homodimerization activity; transcription factor binding
Source: RefSeq, a predicted model, not a curated record